Engraulis encrasicolus (European anchovy) is the source of this 3169-nucleotide messenger RNA. Its product is annotated as cation channel sperm-associated auxiliary subunit epsilon-like. Gene Ontology annotation, biological process: flagellated sperm motility; sperm capacitation. Lineage: Eukaryota; Metazoa; Chordata; Actinopteri; Clupeiformes; Engraulidae. The record is from RefSeq and is a predicted model, not a curated record. Gene Ontology annotation, cellular component: sperm principal piece; CatSper complex. The transcript is spliced from 27 exons. The coding region runs from base 114 to 2918 and encodes 934 amino acids.
ACUGCACUCUUUUCUUUCUGCUGCUCGUGACUGUCGGUCAGAUGUUCCUACCUACAGUGCUGCUUCUUUCAGUCACACUGUCAAUGACCACGGAUAACUAAUACAUUAAAGUAAUGCCGACAAAAUCAGUCUUCAUGGGUCCUAUAAGAUAUAAUAUUUUGGCCGCUGCAUUGCUUUUAAUCCUCCAGAAUCUCAUAGCCGUCGAAGCUGAGUGGCGGUACCGUCGAGUGCAUCGCAGCCAGAAGUUGCUGCUUAUAGAUGAGUCGGUGUAUCUUGAGUAUUACCCACCAACCAGCCAAGGUGGUCCGCCUCUUAUUGGAUGGGAUGUCUCACAGGAUUGUAGUUUGACGUCCACCUCGCCCGUGGCUUUUCAGUGUGAAAAAGAAGGCUUCCACAUGGUUGCACCGAUGUUCGCUGACCCCGGAUACACAGAGCCAGCAAGAUUUAUUCAUGUGUCAAAGUCAUAUUUUACCUUCUACUGGUAUAUAUUUACCUCCAAUACACCUAGCGCCGGGGAUAUGUCCCGAAAGGUGCUCAUAUGGGUCAUUGAUCCUUUAAAGGCCGAUCUCAACGAGAUGGACAACUAUGCAUAUUCUCCUGGAAAGAAUUCUCGCUUUCUUAGCAUUUGCUUCAAGAAUCUUGGCCAGUAUCCUACCGUUACUCUACCAAAUUCCAAGAAGUUAUAUGGGGUGUUCAAAGAUGGAUACUGGGAGGUGGAUCUAUAUUGGCCCUUUAACUCUAUCACCAUAGAUGUGACUGGGCAGUACAUCAGUUUCAAACAUCGCUUCAUCAUGGACAGCCAGAAGAGUUUUUACUGGGAGCCGUAUGAGGGAGAUUAUUUUUAUGAGGAACACACUAUGGCAUUAAAAUUGAGACCUGGAUACCCCUCGAUGCUACAUCAAGACCCUUGCAAUCCUCACCUCAGUGUCCUUCUGGUUGAACACAAUUUGUAUUACAGUCUGCGCAACUUCCAAAUCCCUAUAAUGUUGGCGGUUGUCCCUAGUUACAUCCAUCCGCCUGUAGACAUGGUGGAAGCUGUUGUGCUGUUGGAGGACGGCAUCAUCCUGAAAAUGCUUGGCUGUUUGUUCUGGCUCGCCCAUGGUAGCAAAGUGGUGGAGUUCAACCCUCGAGUCUUCCUAUGCAAUGUGGUUGAGAUUGUCCCGAGGACUACCUGCUUGUCUGAUUACCCCAAUGAAGGAGUGGACUUGGGAAACAUCCUGGUGAGGACGCCUACUUCUUUGCGUCUCGGGGGAGGCCAUUCUUUAGCCAACCUUUGGAAUACCAACAGUUUCUACACAACCAUCCUUAGCGCUUCGGGAGGAAACGCAUUUUUAAGUGCAAGCUUUGGCUCCGACCCGCAGCAGGUGGCCGCACUAUUCCAAUAUGCCGACGGCUCCGUUUCUCUGUUCAUGUUCAACCUGAAGACCCGAAUUCUGUCCAGAGACCACCUCCUGAACAAGCUGGGAGUGCAGCCCAUAGGCAAUUUAAAGCUGCACUUCAUCGAGUCCUUUAAGGAGUCCUUCAUUAUGUGGAACGGUUCAAUGAUGUGGUAUAGUUUCCGUGACAACAGCGACUGUGGGAUACUGGGCACGAAGCAUAGCCCAGACCUCGGGUGGGCAGCAGGGGGCAGCAUAGAGGAGGUGGUGGUUGAUCAAAACUGGAAUCUUGUGGUGCGGAUGAGCAACAAUCGCCUGUUCUCCUGCAAGUGGGGCAUGACUGAGCUGUUGCUGAUGGAGCGUUGGCUCCCGCACUGGGUAGACAGUCACCUCCACGUGGAAAAGAACGUCAUCUCCUUACUCUGGGAGGAUCCGUACAUGAGCUACGUACAAUUGGAGCCUUACCCCUUGGAAAUGGAGAGACUGAAUAUCUUAGGUUUCGGCAUGGAGCACAAUUGCCCUUAUAUCACCUUUGAGCACAACAUGAGGAAGUACUACUAUAUGGAUCAGGGGGAGGAGCACGUGUUCUGGGCACAGCUGGUCUACCUGGAGGGGAAAGGUGUCAACAUCCAGGUGCUGCGGAGUGAUAUGAAUUUGCUGCAGUUUGAGAUGUCAGACAGCUUGGACAUUGUUGCCGGGGUGUUCACAUCGAACAUGACCAUCACAGCUAAGCUGAACAAGUUAACGAGUUCAAUGGGGUUAAUGAAGGUGGAGGUGGUGCCCAACUUGCUAGGACACAAAUGUAAAUUGCCUGCAAACAGGGUUUCUUAUUUCAGUGUUGGCUGUCCACCCUCUCGGAAGAUUGUGCUCAGGGUACCUACAGACAUUGAGAGGGAUGACUCAAUCUUCAACUUCACCAUCCCUGGGUCUGUGUUAAGAAAUCCACAGGAUGACGAUGUGGUGAUGACCUUUGACCCCAACAUUGCUGGUCCUGUCAUGAAAAUGCAUUACAAGACUGCUUAUAAACCCGACUUAAUAAUGUAUGAGGGUGAUAAGUUCAUCAAAGAAGUUGAUGUCAACUUCAUUGUGUGGGAGAUGAAUGGCCGCACAGACUUCUCUUUCAACACAACCAUGGAGCAGGCUGGUUGCCUUCGUGAAGCACAGACUAGGGCCAGUGUAGCUGAUGAAGCUUGGGGCCCAUCGAACUACAAGUCGUGUUUUGUGUUGGAUCAGCAACCGCUUGGGGACAUGGCACAACCUUAUGAAAUUAUGAACCGAAGUUACGGUAACAGCAUCACUUUUUCGCAACAGGACAGUGCGGUCUACAUGUUUGGAGUCAGGGUUGUGGAUCCCGAGUACAGCUUUUGUCUGCUUUCUACCGUCUUUGCGAUUCAAACCACUGGAAUCAGCAAACCGAAGCAUGAGCAUCUCAUCCUCUACGUUGCACUCAGCUUUGCAUUCGUAUCCCUCUGCCUGCUAGCUUACGCUUACAUCAGAUAUACCAAAAUCUACCGGGACUUGCAAAAGAAAAAGCACCGUUGAAACUGCAGUUGAGCCCAUUGUAUUUACAGCUCUGUUACAGUGCCACCUGGUGGUGUCUGCUGCAACUUGCAACUUAUGAUUGUGUGUGAUUGUUCAUUCAGUCAGUUAUGUUAUAAAUGAAUAUAACAAUUGUGUUAUUGUUAUGAUUCUGCAGUUCUGCUUUUUUUAUUGACAAUCAUUUACUGUAUUUUGUCUUCAUUGUCAUCAAUGAAUUAAGGUGUUUCCUCCUAAUAAAGAUUGUCUUUACUUUA